Messenger RNA from Hibiscus syriacus, 818 nucleotides. RefSeq names its product transmembrane emp24 domain-containing protein p24delta9-like. Gene Ontology annotation, biological process: intracellular protein transport; endoplasmic reticulum to Golgi vesicle-mediated transport; Golgi organization. The transcript is spliced from 4 exons. Gene Ontology annotation, cellular component: COPII-coated ER to Golgi transport vesicle; endoplasmic reticulum; Golgi apparatus. NCBI's taxonomy places the organism in Eukaryota, Viridiplantae, Streptophyta, Magnoliopsida, Malvales, Malvaceae. The record is from RefSeq and is a predicted model, not a curated record. Bases 41 to 679 code for a protein of 212 amino acids.
GUGUUUCCAACAAUUGAAAUUGAAAGUCGAGUGGUUGACUAUGAUUCUUCGGUCGGUCAUAAUCGUGGUUCUAGUAGUGGGGAUCUUAUCCCCUGCGUCGCAGUCAUUGCGGUUUGAGUUGCAAUCGGGAUACACUAAAUGCAUCUCAGAAGACAUCAAAAGCAAUUCAAUGACGGUCGGGAAGUACCAAGUUGUCAACCCAAACCCAGAUCACCCUCUGCCCGAUUCUCACAAGCUCACUGUCAGGGUAUCGUCGCCGAACGGGAAUACUUAUCACAGGGCGGAAAAAGUGGAGACGGGUCAAUUUGCAUUCACGGCGGCGGAGGAGGGGGGUUACACGGCGUGCUUUUGGGCGGAUGAUCAUUCGCCGCGGAUCACAAUGACCGUUGAUUUUGAUUGGAGAACUGGAGUUCACGCCAAGGACUGGUCUAAUAUUGCCAAGGAAGGCCAAGUCGUGGUGAUGGAACUGGAACUGAAGAAGUUGUACGAUGUGGUUACCUCCAUUCACGACGAAAUGUUUUAUUUGCGAGGAAGAGAAGAAGAAAUGCAGGAACUGAACAAAGCUACGACCUCCAAGAUGUUCUGGUUGUCAUUCCUGUCGCUUUUCCUUUGCUUGUCCGUAGCAGGAUUACAAUUUUGGCACUUGAAAACCUUUUUUGAGAAAAAGAAGAUCAUUUAGGUUUGUAACACAAAAGAAGAUCAUAGUUAGACCCCAGAAGGAAGAAAAAAAAUUGGCUAUGACCUGACACGUUUUCUCUGCUUGUUUUCUUUUAUGUUGUAAGUGGGAAAUUCAUAGUAAUUAAGUUUUUUUUAUUAAU